Staurois parvus is the source of this 6731-nucleotide messenger RNA. The record is from the annotation of a GenBank genome assembly. NCBI's taxonomy places the organism in Eukaryota, Metazoa, Chordata, Amphibia, Anura, Ranidae.
CUUGUUUGAACUAGAUUGUAACACAUGUUUCUGCUUUUCAGUUGUAGGACCAGCAAUAGGAAGAGUUUAAUUGGCAACAGUCAGUCUCCAGCCCUUCCACGACCCCACUCGCCUCUUUCUGCUCACACUGGGAACAGCCCACAAGACAGCCCAAGGAACUUCUCCCCCAGCGCCUCAGCUCAUUUUUCAUUUGCACGAAGGACAGAUGGACGGCGCUGGUCUUUGGCAUCCCUGCCCUCAUCCGGCUAUGGCACAAAUACACCAAGCUCCACCGUGUCUUCCUCCUGCUCCUCCCAGGAGAAGCUGCACCAGUUACCGUAUCAACCUACGCCUGAUGAACUCCAUUUUCUGUCCAAACAUUUCUGUACAGAGAGUAUUGCCAGCGAUGACAGAUGCCGGAAUACUCCGCUGCGACCUCGCUCUAGGAGUCUCAGCCCUGGACGUACACCUGCAUGCUGUGACCAUGAAAUCAUCAUGAUGAAUCAUGUGUACAAAGAACGGUUUCCAAAGGCCACGGCUCAGAUGGAAGAGAGGCUUCAGGAUAUUAUAACCAACUACAAUCCUGACAACGUCCUUCCACUUGCAGAUGGCGUGCUCAGCUUCACCCACCAUCAGAUUGUGGAGCUGGCUCGAGAUUGCCUGGACAAAUCCCACCAGGGCCUCAUCACUUCAAGAUACUUCUUGGAGCUGCAACAAAAGUUAGAGAAGUUAUUACAAGAGGCUCAAGAACGAUCUGAAAGUGGGGAAUUGGCUUACAUCAAACAAUUGGCCCAGAAAAUCUUAAUAGUUAUUGCACGCCCAGCAAGGUUACUGGAAUGCUUGGAAUUUGAUCCUGAGGAAUUUUAUUACCUUUUGGAAGCAGCUGAAGGCCAUGCUAAAGAGGGACAAGGCAUUAAAACAGAUAUACCCAGAUAUAUAAUAAGUCAGCUGGGACUGAACAAGGAUCCCCUUGAAGAAAUGGCCUUGUUGGCUACUUAUGAUAGUAGUACAGUGGAAACUCCUGAGACUGAUGAAUCUGUCAGUAGCUCAACUCGGUCACUGAAAAUGCGAAGAAAACCUUGUGAAUCUGACUUUGAAACAAUGAAACUGAUCAGCAAUGGUGCUUAUGGGGCUGUUUACCUUGUCCGCCAUAAGGAAACACGUCAAAGAUUUGCAAUGAAGAAAAUCAAUAAACAGAACCUUGUCCUUCGAAAUCAGAUUCAGCAGGCAUUUGUGGAGAGGGACAUUUUAACAUUUGCAGAGAAUCCAUUUGUGGUCAGCAUGUAUUGUUCCUUCGAGACCAAACGCCACUUAUGCAUGGUCAUGGAGUAUGUGGAAGGAGGAGACUGUGCUACGUUACUGAAGAACAUGGGACCUCUGCCUGUGGACAUGGCACGGAUGUAUUUUGCAGAAACUGUUCUCGCUCUGGAAUAUUUACACAACUAUGGCAUUGUACACAGAGAUUUAAAGCCAGACAACUUAUUGGUAACUUCCAUGGGACACAUAAAGCUAACUGAUUUUGGUCUGUCAAAAGUCGGCCUCAUGAGUAUGACCACCAACCUGUAUGAGGGCCAUAUUGAGAAGGAUGCCCGAGAGUUCCUGGACAAACAGGUCUGUGGCACCCCAGAAUAUAUUGCUCCAGAGGUGAUUUUGAGGCAAGGUUAUGGGAAGCCAGUUGACUGGUGGGCAAUGGGAGUUAUCCUGUUUGAAUUUCUGGUUGGUUGUGUCCCGUUCUUUGGAGAUACCCCAGAAGACUUGUUUGGACAGGUUAUCAGCGAUGAAAUAAAUUGGCCUGAAAGGGAUGAAGCUCCACCCUCUGACGCUCAGGACCUCAUUACAUUACUGCUCAGGCAAAAUCCCCUGGAAAGAUUGGGGACAGGUGGUGCCUAUGAGGUGAAGCAACAUCCCUUCUUUUGUGCCUUAGACUGGAACAGCCUACUGAGACAAAAAGCAGAGUUUAUCCCACAGCUGGAAUCAGAGGAUGACACCAGCUAUUUUGACACCCGGUCUGAGAAAUACCACCACAUGGAAACAGAGGAGGAGGAUGAUACCAAUGAUGAGGACUUCAGCAUGGAAAUCAGACAAUUUUCAUCAUGCUCACAUCGCUUUUCUAAAGUGUUUAGUAGCAUUGACCAGAUGAUGCAGAACAAAAUGGAGGAAAAGGAUGACAGUAGUGAAAAAUCAAAGAGCUUAAAUUUACCUCCCGUGGAAUCUUUGAGCUGGAGCUCUGAGUAUUCUGAGAUGCAACAGCUCUCCAUAUCAACCUUUUCUGACAGUGAAAGUCACAAGCAACGGCACAGCACCAGCCUGCUGCCAAAAUUUGCCAUCUCCUCUGACCUAGAACGAGAUGAGCACAAUGCUGGAGAUUCCCAGGAGGAAGGGGACAAGUCCGGUCUUAUUUCUGAAGACUCUCCGCAGGAAGAUCCUGACCUUGCCACACCUGUCAGCAUUAGCAGCUCCACAGUGUCAGUGAGUAGUUUCUCAGAGCACUUAGAACACAUAAAUGGAAGGAGCGAGAGUGUGGACAGUUCAGAUAAUUCCUCAAAGCCCUCCAAUGACAGCUCUUCUCAUAUGGCUCGCCAGCACUUAGAAAACACAGAGAAGCAGAGAAUAUUGGGGAAAGUCACUAAAUCCAUUUCUGCAAGUGCUCUGUCCCUCAUGAUACCUGGAGAUGUGUACAGCGUGUCUCCAUUGGGAAGUCCCGUUUCUCCGCUCUCUAUGUCAUCAGAUCCGUCAUCAAGAGACUCCUCCCCCAGUCGCGAUUCUUCUAUCUCUUCCUUCAGUCCAAGGCAGCCAAUCGUUAUACAGAGUUCUGGCAAAAAGUUUGGUUUCACUCUCCAGGCGAUCAGAGUGUUUGUAGGUGACAGCGAUAUCUACACUGUGCACCAUAUUGUCUGGAGUGUUGAAGAAGGAAGCCCUGCCUACCAGGCUGGUCUUAAAGCUGGAGAUCUUAUCACUCAUAUAAAUGAUGAGCCAGUACAUGGGCUUGUGCACACUGAGGUUAUAGAACUCCUCCUUAAGAGUGGCAGCAAGGUGGCAAUCACCACAACCUCCUUUGAGAAUACGUCGAUAAAAACAGGCCCUGCAAGAAGGAACAGUUAUAGAAGCCGGAUGGUGAGGCGCAGCAAGAAGUCCAAGAAGAAAGAGAAUAUGGAACGAAGGAGGUCCUUUUUCAAAAAACUGACCAAGCAGCCAUCUCCUCUGAUUCACACAAGUCGACUAGCUUCUCCUGCUUAAACCGCUCCCUGUCUUCUGGAGAGAGCUUACCUGCAUCACCCACCCACAGCUUGUCACCCAGAUCUCCUACUCCCAGCUGCCGCUCGACUCCUGACUUCCCAUCAGGCACAAAUUCUUCACAGAGUAGCUCUCCAAGUUCAAGUGCUCCUAAUUCUCCAGCUGGCUCUGGGCAUAUAAGGCCUAGCACUCUACAUGGGUUGGGACCAAAGCUUGGAGGACAGCGGUACAGGUCUGGAAGGCGGAAAUCUGCAGGCAGUAUACCUCUUUCUCCAUUGGCAAGAACCCCAUCACCUACUCCUCAGCCUCCCUCACCACAGCGCUCUCCAUCACCAUUGCACGGAUACUCAGUGGGGAACUCAAAGGCAACACCCAAUUUUCCAACAAAAAUGCACUCUCCACCAACAAUAGUAAGACAUGUUGUUAGGCCCAAGAGUGCUGAACCCCCAAGGUCUCCACUGUUGAAAAGAGUUCAGUCAGAAGAAAAGCUCUCUCCAUCCUAUUGUUGUGAGAAAAAGCACUUAUGUCCACGCAAGCACAAUCUUGAAAUAACCAAGGAAGAAGUUCAUAAGCAAACACAACGUGAUGUAACAUUACAGAGCCUUGAGGAGAACACAUGUGAUAUUCCCGCAUCUACACGUGUUAGACCUGUAGAGCAAGGCUGUCUUAAGCGCCCAGCAUCUCGAAAACUCGGGAGGCAAGAGUCACUGGAUGAGCUGGAUAAAGAAAAGCUAAAAGCCAAAAUAGUCAUAAAAAAGAAAGAUAUUUCAGAAAGACAAGACUUUCUUCUUAAACAAAACAUAAUAUCAGAUUUGCAUAGUGAAAUCCGACACCAGCUGACAGAAGCUGACAAAGAUGACAAAGCACAAUUAAAAAGAUCAGCCAUAUCUGAGAAUAAAUUUCCUGCUUUCGACACUCGUCCAGGAGGCAUUCUGUUCAAAGAAGCUCCCUGCAAGAGUAUCAGUUCUCGCCCAAAUGGCACCAGCCUUUCUUUGGAUAGCCAAUCAUUCAGUCAUAGCUCUCCAGUUGCUGAAACUGCCCACAUGUCCUAUGAACUCAAGAAAGGACCCACUUCCUCCUCCUCCUCCUCCUUGCAGGAGAAACUUGCCCAUCCAUCUGAAAAGGGUAUAAAAGAUGACCAGUUAGAUAAACCUGCUACAGCAAACACUGAUUACUUCAGGAAGAAAAAGUCAUUUGAAGACAAAGAUGGUAGUAUUUGCCCAGUUUUAAAGCCUAAAAUUGUUCCUGUAUCUCAUGAAUGUAUGCAGACAAAGCCUGCACACUUACAGACAGAAUCUCUAGCCUUGCUAGAUAACAGGACUUGUAUGUCCAGUGUUCAGAGCUCUCCAGUUUCUUUUACACCCUUAAAAAAUUCUAACAAUAGAAGUGAAAGUAAUGUAGAUAAAUCGACUGUUACAACCACAGAGACACCUGUGCGGAAAAGCCCUUCUGAAUAUAAGCUAGAAGCAAGGUCUGUUUCGUCCCUAAAGCCUAUUGAAGGCACUUUAGACAUAGCCCUGCUGUCAGGACCAAAGGUUACAAAAGCUGAACCUGAUAUUUGUAAUAUUCAAACAAAGUCUGAUGAGCAGAGUCGAAACUUAAAGAGUGAAGGUCUAGAUAACACAAAUAUGAUAUUUACCAAAACCAGCUCUAAUUGCUCUGAUAUACCCAUAGUGCAAAAGGGACCCUUGGAAGAAAAACUUUGUGAGCCUCUACAGCCUUACUGCCGCACUGCAAAGAUUUGUCAAAACAAAGACACAUCAGGCCUUAGAACAAAGGAAAAUCUAGUAUAUGUGGCAAAUCCUCUUCAAAGCCAGAGGAUGAGUACAGUGCAGCCAUCAUCAAAUUGUCCAGCAACUGAACAACUGUCUUCUUCUGUGAAAGCAGAAAUGGUAAAUCAGGAGGUGUCCUCUGUCAAGUGCUCAGUAGAGCAAAGACAUAGUUCAUCAUCCACUGAAAGGACUUGUAUGUUGAGGGAUUCCAUUGAGGAUUUCUCUGCUACAACGCUGGCAGACUAUAGCAACUCAGAAAAGAACACCUCAGCAUUGAGAUGUAAAGAAGAAGGAAAUACGGAGACAGCAGUGUCCCAAAUACCUCUUGAUCAUCAAAAAUGUGUAAAAAAAAUUGUUGAUGCUUGUCGUCCCAUUGAACUUGUCACUGCCAAAAGAAUUUUGCAGAAUGCAGAGCUCGCUCCUAAAAAUCAGUAUAGCCAAAAUAAGUUGCAAGAUGCUACUCCACAAAAAAGAGAUUUGGUGAAUGUAAAGAAGAAUGGUGUAGAGGUCUCUUUUCUGAAAAAAGAUACUUGCGUUUCCGACAUUAAGCAGUCACCUACAGCUGCCAGUAUCCCUUCUGUAACAAGUGUUAAAGCCCUUUCACCACUUAGAGAAGAGCAAAAAACAGUUUGCCCACAGCUUGUCAGCUCCCUUAACAAACCAAAAGUGAUGGUGGAAUCUAAGUCCAGUUUGGUAAAAAUAGCCCUGUCUGAAAAAAGCAUUUUAACACAAAACACUAAGCCAGGCUUGGUGGACCUACCAAAUAAUCAAAAAGCUACAUGUAAAGCUGAGGGUUUUACACAAGCUGGCAGUGGAUUAAAUGUAGUUGCUGGAACUCCAAUGCAAAAUAAAGAUACCAUCAAAAAAGGAUCCAGUUUAAGCUCUAUAUCCUCUAAGAACAGUAUGAAUACUAAGGACUCUACCAAUGUAUAUCACUCUGAACACAGUGUCAAUGUGACUGCAACAGUCAGGUCUGAUGCUGCAAGCACUGUUAACCUUAAGGAUUGUUCUGCAAAGACACAUCUCAAAGAAAAAACAAGCGCACAUCUGAAAUUAACUAGAGCCAGUACUGUCAAAAGUUGUGUACAAAGUAGAGCUGUUCUUGAUGUUGCAAAUACUGGGCAUCCACCGACUGACAGUGUUCAAGAAAAUAAAUGCACUGAAGCACUUUAUGUUCAAAAUGACAAGGGCAAAAAAGUUACUCCAGUUACCAGUAGAGAAACUAGAGAGGUAACUUUAGACAAGCAAAAGUCUAGCACCUCUCAGAAUGUGAUAGGAAAAGGAGACCAGAGGAAUGCACUGUGUGAUACCAAAAGCACUGCCGGUGCUGCUUUGCCCAAAGUUGGGAGUACGGACAUCUCUUUAUCCAAACCAGACAUGGCCGAAUGUCCUGUGAAUGUUCGCAAGGAUAAAGUGGAGCAGAAUGUUAAUACGAAUGUUGAUACUGUUAAAUCAAAGAAGGAUCUCCAAGAGAUCACCAGCAGGUCUUGUCCUGCUACAAAAGAAUGCAGCGCAUCCAGUAAACCUGUCAUUGAAAAACAAGUUUCUAGUACCACCAUGCCGGGGUCAGUUCGGAGAGAUCCACCUUCUUCUCCUAGCAAAAAGAACAUCACAAAAAGUAUACCCAAGCCACCAGCUGCACCUCUGGAGAAUUCCCCGUCCCUUUCCUCAGAUAAAGACUUAAAAGGACAGAAACGAGGAAAGGACAGUGUUUCACAGAGUAGUCUUCAAAAAAAGGCAUCAUAA